UGAGAGUCCGGGAGACACUUCCAUCUGCCCUCCAUCCUCCAGGACAACCUCUACCACUGAGACCAGAAUGCCUUUCGGAGGAGGAAACAAGUGCGGCCGCUGCCAGAAGACGGUCUACUUCGCCGAGGACGUCCAGUGUGAGGGCCAGAGCUGGCACAAGUCCUGCUUCCAGUGCAUGGUGUGCAAAAAGAGCCUGGACAGCACAACGGUGGCCGUCCAUGUGGACGAGAUCUACUGCAAGUCCUGCUACGGCAAGAAGUACGGGCCAAAAGGCUACGGGUUCGGGGGCGGAGCCGGGACCCUGAGCACGGACCGCGGGGAGCACCUCGGGAUCAAGCACGAAGCCCCAGCUGCCCACCAGCCCACCAACAACCCCAACGACUCCAAGUUUGCCCAGAACCUGCCGGGCUCUGACGUGUGUCCGCGCUGCAGCAAGACGGUCUACGCCGCCGAGAAGGUCAUCGCGGGGGGCAACUCCUGGCAUAAAGCCUGCUUCCGCUGUGCCAAAUGUGGCAAGGGGCUGGAGUCCACCACCGUGGCCGACAAAGAUGGAGAGAUCUACUGCAAAGCAUGCUACGGGAAGAACUUUGGCCCCAAGGGAUUUGGGUUCGGCCAGGGGGCCGGUGCUCUGGCGUACGCCCAGUGAAGAGGCGUCGGCCCCCAGCACCCCAGCACCCCAGCACCCCAGCACCCCAGCACCCAGCACCCAGCACCCAGCACCCAGCACCCCAGCACCCUCUACGGGGAGCCCUCUGCCGCUAGCUGCAGCUCCCUCGGUCCGUUGCCGUGGACGGGAGCGUAGGACCCCCAGGAGUGACGGCACCCAGCUGUUGGUAUCGUGGGCUCUGAGCUUAACGCGCGAACCGCUUGACAGUUUGAGCCUCACUCCCAGACAUACGCUCUGCAUUUUUCCUUCUCUUUUUGCUCUUGGGAUAAAAAAUGAAGGUGUAAUAAUUUCAAAUAAAAAAAAAGAUUAAUUUGAGCAGCAAUAAACUUCACACAAAAGCUACACUAAUGUUAGAUGUGUAUUUUUCCUUUUCUUUGAAACGUGGCUCCGGUCUAAGGGAGAUGGAUGUUAUUUCCGUGGCUGUGCGGUCAUGUCUACUAGGUACGCUACUCCUCGAUGACAUCAUCUAAACAUCUCUCACCUAACGUCUCGCUUUUAACAAAUACGGCCAGCUUUGGAAGCCGGCCAGCGGGGUCUGCUGGAAGGCAGUUGUGUGUUUGGCUGUGGACGAACCAUUGUGUGGAAGUCGCAUCAACAACAAAAGCUCAAAAUAGGGCCUCAUGGAAUAAACAACGCAUAUCCAAGUCUUCUUCUGAUUACUUCAAACCACUUCAAACUUGCCUGAACACUCUGCUCAAUUGUGUGGCUUUAUAGCAACAAAGAAGCAACAAGAGGUGUACUCUAUGUUCACAUAAACAAUAUCAUAAAUUACGUAGGACAUGUGCGAUAUCUUUAAAUGUAUUCAAUGUCUAUGAACUGUUCCUGGAACUUGUAUCAUAAUUC
Messenger RNA from Gadus chalcogrammus (walleye pollock), 1510 nucleotides. Its product is annotated as cysteine and glycine-rich protein 1-like. Gene Ontology annotation, molecular function: structural constituent of muscle; actinin binding. Gene Ontology annotation, cellular component: cytoplasm; nucleus; Z disc. The transcript has 6 exons. Bases 68 to 646 code for a protein of 192 amino acids. The record is from RefSeq and is a predicted model, not a curated record. NCBI's taxonomy places the organism in Eukaryota, Metazoa, Chordata, Actinopteri, Gadiformes, Gadidae. Gene Ontology annotation, biological process: sarcomere organization; muscle tissue development.